AUGGAGGCCAGAGACGGAAAGGAAUGCAUUUGGAGACAAAGGCAAGUCCUGAUAUUCUUUGUUUUUCUGUGCAUACCUCUGGCUGGUUCCGAGUCUAGGCGCUAUUCAGUGGCUGAGGAAUCUGAGAGUGGUUCCUUUGUACACAAUUUGUUAAAAGACCUGGGGCUAGAGGUAGAAGGACUAGCUGUACGGAAACCCCGGGUUAUUUCCAAGGGGGGGAAAAUGAGUUUACAGUUAGAUGGACGGACUGGAGAUUUAUUAUUAAAUGAGAAACUGGACCGGGAGAGGCUCUGUGGCCCCACCGAACCUUGUGUAUUACCUUUCCAGGUGUUAUUGGAAAAUCCCUUGCAGUUCUUUCAGGCUGAGCUACAGAUUAGGGACAUAAAUGAUCAUUCUCCAGUAUUCCUAGACAAAGAAAUAAUUUUGAAAAUUUCAGAAAGUAUCACUCCUGGAACGACUUUCCCAAUAGAACGUGCUCAGGACUUAGAUGUAGGAAGCAAUAGUCUCCAAAAUUACAAAAUCAGUCCCAAUGUCUACUUUCAUCUUAAAUUACAAGACAGUCUCGAAGGCAUAGUACCACAGCUGGUGCUGGACAAAACACUGGAUCGUGAAGAACAGCCUGAGAUCAGGUUAACCCUCACUGCUCUAGAUGGCGGGACCCCACCCAGAUCCGGCACGGCCCUGGUCCUCAUUGAAGUACUGGAUAUCAAUGACAACGCGCCUGAAUUCACAAAGCUUCUCUAUGAGGUGCAGGUUCCAGAGAAUAGCCCCGUUGGAUUCCAGGCUGCUACAGUCUCCGCUAGGGAUUUAGACAUUGGAACCUACGGACAAAUAUCGUAUGUAUUAUUCCAAGCCUCUGAAGAGAUUCGCAAAACUUUUCAAAUAAAUGAAAAAUCCGGAGAACUCCUUUUGAAACAGAAAACAGAUUAUGAAACAGUUCAGAGUUACACAGUAAAUAUUCAGGCCGUAGAUGGUGGGGGCCUUUCUGGAAAUUGUGUAGUGUUUAUCCAGGUGAUGGAUUUGAAUGACAAUCCUCCAGAAGUAAGCAUCUCCACGCUUACCACUCAGAUACCAGAAAACUUGCAGGAAACUGUCAUUGCUGUAUUCAGUGUUUCAGAUCCUGACUCGGGAGACAAUGGAAAGACGAUUUGCUCCAUCCCAGAUGAUCUUCCUUUCUUCCUGAAACCCUCCGUAGAGAAUUUUUAUACUCUUGUGACAAACAGAGCUUUGGAUCGAGAGACCAGAUCCGAGUACAACAUCACCAUCACUGUCACCGACUUGGGGACACCCAGGCUCAAAACCCAGCACACCAUAACAGUGCAGGUCUCCGACGUCAACGACAACGCCCCCACCUUCACCCAAUCCUCCUACACCCUCUUCGUCCCAGAAAACAACAGCCCCGCCCUGCUCAUAGGCACCAUCAGCGCCACAGACAGAGACUCAGGCUCCAAUGCCCAGGUCACCUACUCGCUGCUGCCGCCCCAACACCCGCACCCGCAGCCGCAGCCGGACCCCGCCUCGCUCGUGUCCAUCAACGCCGACACCGGGCAGCUGUUCGCGCUGCGGGCGCUGGACUUGUCGUCGCUCUUCCUGCUGUCGCUGCUGCUCUUCGUGGCGCUCAGGCUGUGCAGGAGGAGCGGGCCGGCCGCGCUGGGGGUGUGCUCGGCGGCGCCCGAGGGCCCCUUCCCUGCCCACCUGGUGGACGUCAGCGGCACGGGGACGCUGUCGCACUCCUACCAGUAUGAGGUGUGUCUGAGGGAAAGCUCAGAGACCAGCGAUUUUAAGUUCCUGAAACCAAUUAUCCCCAACCUCCCUGUGCGGAAUUCGGAGAGGGUUAGUGAUGAAAACCCGAGUUUUAGAAAUAGCUUCAAAUUUAGUUAA
This is a messenger RNA of Octodon degus (degu), 1881 nucleotides long. Its product is annotated as protocadherin beta-2. The transcript has 2 exons. Gene Ontology annotation, molecular function: calcium ion binding. Lineage: Eukaryota; Metazoa; Chordata; Mammalia; Rodentia; Octodontidae. Gene Ontology annotation, biological process: homophilic cell-cell adhesion. The coding region runs from base 1 to 1881 and encodes 626 amino acids. Gene Ontology annotation, cellular component: plasma membrane. The record is from RefSeq and is a predicted model, not a curated record.